UCUCUCCCCCGCCCCCUCCUUUCCCUCCCGUUCCCCCUCAACAGUAAUGAUUUUAUUUCUCGUUAGAGGGCAUCGUAGUUGAGGAAUCUGAGGUGGGGUGGUUGUUGAAUCGUUGAUGAUGUGAAAAAAAGUUUUCAUUUUUAGCCUCAACAAAUAUCCCAUUUCUUUAAGAAACCAACAGAAUCACGCGUCUGCACGAGCGGUUUUUAUCCCCACUGCUGUGAUCUUUAUAAAACAAAUAGCCCCUUUUCCAGCUUUUUACAUUUAUAUAUGUACAACUUAUCCCCUCAACAUUUUCUGGGUUCUUGAGUUUGUUGGAUUGAUUAUUGUUCUGGGUUUUCCUCGUCCUCCUUCCUCUUUGCUUGUCUCUCAUCUGUUCGGGAUUUCUGAGGUGUAAUGUUGAUAAUGUCGCAACAAAGGCAAUUCCAGAUGGUGGGAGGGCAAUACAACGACACAACAUUGACAAAAAUCUUCGUGGGAGGGCUAGCCUGGGAGACUCAGAGGGACACAAUGAGCAGGUAUUUUGAGCAGUUCGGGGAGAUCCUUGAAGCUGUUGUUAUCACAGACAAGAACACAGGGAGAUCCAAGGGUUAUGGCUUUGUCACGUUUAAGGAUCCGGAAGCAGCCAUGCGAGCAUGUCAGAAUCCUUCUCCAGUUAUUGAUGGCAGAAGAGCAAACUGCAAUCUCGCUUCUCUUGGUGCAAACAAGAAUCGGCCUCCAACUCCUCAAGCUGGUGCAGGAAGGUUCGGGGCAGCACCUGAACUGGUGGGCAUGCCUGCAUAUCAUGGCUCUUCGCCCACAAUUUGCCGUCAACCCACUGGGCAAUACACAUUUCCAUAUUCAGCUUACGGUUACAAAUACGCUGGAUAUUCAGAAGACUCCAUGUAUCCCUUGAAUUAUUAUAGUGUGUAUGGAGGUCAACAAUUUUCACCAUACUAUUCAUCCAGUGGGGCAUCUGGGGUAGCAGGGUUAAUGAGUAAUAUUUACCCAUUCUAUACUCAAUAUGCACAGAGUGGCCAAGUUCAUGGUUUUGGAGUUCACUAUCCUCAAAUGGUACACUUCCCACUUCUUCAUCAACACCACUAUGCCACUGCCUCUCCUCCAGUCCCAUCAUUUUCUUCUUCAAUGCCAAUGCCAGCCACUAGCGAAGUGGCAGCAUCAGUAGGGGCAGGAGCUUCACAAGUCUCUGCAGUAAAAGCUUCAGAGCAGAACUCUUCAACUUAAAUCUCUACAGAGGGAUGAAGAAAUAACAUUCUGCUUCAAGGUUAAAUACGGGGAAACGGGUCAAGAAUAAAGAAGGGAAGGAAGAUAAAGGAAGCCUUUUGAAGUUGUGUUGAUUCAAAACUCAAAGGGGGAAAAAGAAGAAAAAGUCACUAGCUAGUAUCAAUCUAUCAGAGUCCUCAAUUCAAGCCCAAAAUCAUCAUUACAAAAGAAACAAGUCCGGUUUAAGAAUUGUCUAUUUUCUUUACUUUUUAGAAGCAGGAGAGGAUCAUAUUGAUUCAAUAUUGUAUUAAUUAAAUGAUGAGAUAGAAUCCAAAACUGGGAGCUUUGGAUUCUACCUUAGGCGUCAGACUAAUUUUACUGGUUGAACUCUUAUUAUGUCUUGGAUGGAGGGAGCAUCCAAUGACACGGUCCUAUAAUGGGUUCAAAAAGAUUGGUUUUGUAUCUUUGAACCCUUUGAUUGGUUGGUCAACUAGGAAAGGUGAGCUUGGAUAGCUCAGUUUGCUAACUUGUAAUAUCCUUUUUCAGUUCUUUGUUGGCUAAUAUUCAUAUAUGAUACAUGUUUUAUAAGGCAGGAUUAGAUGGGCAUAGAAGGUUAUAUGUCACUUUUAUUAGUUUCUUUUCUCACAGAUAAUGAUGCUUUUCAGUUAUUUCAACAACAAAAAAAAAAAGGAUGCUUUUCAGUCC
Messenger RNA from Prosopis cineraria, 1908 nucleotides. RefSeq lists its product as uncharacterized. Bases 397 to 1224 code for a protein of 275 amino acids. NCBI's taxonomy places the organism in Eukaryota, Viridiplantae, Streptophyta, Magnoliopsida, Fabales, Fabaceae. The transcript has 6 exons. The record is from RefSeq and is a predicted model, not a curated record. Gene Ontology annotation, molecular function: RNA binding.